AUGGCACGGUCAUGGCGGCCAUGGCUUUAUGCCUUGCUGAGCUGCUUGGCAAUUGCUCAGGAGGUUGAGAAAGCUCAGGUGAAGCUUGUUUCGGGUGAGUGUCGAGGACGUGAGGAAGAGACCGGAAAAUGUGAGGAGAUGCCUUCAUGCAAGCCACAAUGCGAGAGGCAGGACUGCAUCUUUCAGCAGUGGAGCGAUUGGUAUUCGCUGAAAGGAUGCAUCGGGCUUUGCACUCGACAUCGAGGUAUUCAGAUGAGCAACAACGAGUGUGGCACACCCUGCAUGGGAGCCAAGAUCGAAACUUCAGCGAAGCCUGGAUGCCUUUCUCCCCACUGCGUAUUUAAUCCAAUCGACUGUUUGUGGAGCGAGUGGUCAUCUUGGAGUUACAAUGAGGGUGGCAACUCGUUGGGCCAAUCCUUGCGCUUUCGCCGCGUCAUCACUAACGCGAAGGACGGCGGCAAGCCUUGCCUUGGCUUUUGGAACGAAACCCGACCCUUCUCCGAACCGAAUGAGAUCGACUGUCAGUGGAAUCUGUGGAGUGAGUGGACGGAGUGCACGGCCAGCUGUGGUGGUGGCACUCGCUCCCGGCACCGGGAUAUCAGCGCGCACGCGAAGAAUGGCGUCGCCUGUGAGGGUCCCUUGCGGGUCACCGAACCCUGCGGCGCGUUCAGCUGUGGGCCUUCGAGACCUCCUCUCAUUGGUCCCUGGACCGAGUGGGAAGGCUGCUCCGGCGAGUAUCCCAUGCAACGCUUCCGUGCGAGGAAGAUCGAGAAGCCCCCAUCAGGAGACUUCGACAUGGAGCCCUUGACACUGAUGGAGACGUCUUUGUGCGACAAGAAGCCAGCGAUCGAGUGCAUCAUGUCUCAAUGGACCAUUUGGACACCUUGCACGGCUACCUGCGGUGGACAGUCUAUGAGGACGCGUGGAAUCGACGAAGAGAAGUCGCCCGAAGCCUGCAAACUGAACUUUACCAAGAUCUUUGGGGGCAGGUCGCCCAUGACCGGCACGAUGACCGGCAUGACGACCGGCAUGACGACCGGCAUGACCGAAGCCCAUUAUGGGGAGCCUGAAGGGCCCGAAAUGGAAAUGGAUAGCUUGCAGAUCUAUUGGAAGGAGAUUCGUCCUUGUGGCCAGCAGCAUUGCAUGGAUGUGGUGGAGUCAGAGCUCUCGCAGUGGUCGGAGUGGACGAUUUGCAGCCGGAAGUGUGAGUUGGGCACCACCGAGCGAAGCCGACAAAUUGUGAAGGAGGGCUCUGGCGGCUUGGGGGCUGGUUUGGCUUUGAAGGAGGUAAAGGGCUGCAUGACAGACUGCGGGGAGGUCGAUUGCAGGUGGGGCAACUGGGAUGUUUGGAGUGCCUGCAGCUGCACCUGCGCCGGUGGCACCAAACGCCGGAACCGAGUGAUUGCUCAGGCACCUCGCCAUGGCGGAAAGAUGUGCGAGGCGGUGGACAAGUCAGAGGUGGCGCCUUGCAACACUCAGAGCUGUGAUGCUUGCAUCGAUGGCGCUUGGGGGAACUGGGGCGAAUGGUCCAAGUGCACCUCCACCUGCGACAGCGGCUUCCGUGUGCGACACCGAGAUGUCAUCCAAAGGCCCAACAGUUGCGGUAAGCCUGCAGUGGGACUGGAGGAUGAGUACCAGGUGUGCACUGAUCAGCCACCUUGCACCGCCGACAGCGACUGCUUGCUGGCUGAGUGGGGUGAGUGGUCGGCGUGCUCCUGCAGCUGCUACGGUGUCAAGGAGCGUCAUCGGCGCAUCGAGCAGUUUGCCAAGGGCAAUGGCAAGUCCUGCGGCGCAGUUGCUCUUGGGCACUCCAUGACGACGAUGAAUCAGUGGGACAAUCAGGGAGGCUAUGCCUCGCAGAACGGCUAUACCUCGCAGAACGGCUAUACCUCGCAGCGAGUGACCAUUUCUGGAGGCUUUGCAGCCUUGGAGGAGGUGUCAGCUUGCAACCCCUUGCCUGGAGGCCUCGCACCACUGCACUGUGGACCUUUGCAGAAGCGUCCUUGCGAUUUUGCUCCGUGGGGGGAGUGGGGCGAAUGCUCAGCCACCUGCGAUGGCGGAAUGCGCGAGCGCAGCCGCCACAUCAAAACGCCCAACAGCAACGAUGGGGCUCCCUGCGACGGCCCAGUGGAGCAACUUCAAGGCUGUGGCUCCGUUGCGUGCGAGCAGAAGAUUUGCAAGGACUGUGUUUGGGGUGCUUGGUCCGACUGGGGUGAUUGCUCCAAAUGUGGUGGUCAGCGCUACCGCCAGCGUAGUGUCAUCCGGAUGCCCAACGAGUGUGGCAAAUUGUGCGACCCAUCUGUGGCGAAAGAGGUCGGAGACUGCACCAGCCACUGCGAGGAUGAAGGCUUUUGCGGCUGGUCGCAGUGGAGUUCUUUAGGCGAUUGCAGUUCCACGUGCGGCACUGCUGUCCAGAUGCGUCAACGUUCCUUGAACUUCAUGCACAAGGAAGUGCCUGGAAGCAAUGUCUUCAUCGGAGUUGGUAUGUGCCAACGUGACAAUGCUUACUUCAAAAGUUACCGCGUGAAUGGCGCAACAAGUGAAAUGCAAUGCCUUGGCGUGCUGGAAAACACCAACAAAGCCACAGCCAUUGUGCGAGGGGUCCAGUUUAACCAGGUGGAUCAGGCGUGCGAUCUUGCUGUCGACGACAACGUGGUUCUUGAACCCUACAUGUUCAGCCACCCCGUUGACAUCCAUUUGAAUGGACAAAUGGGCGGAACUGAUCCAACUCAAGGUGAUAUUACUGGAGUUGACGGCACAAUGGGCUGGAAGUGCUGGAAGAGGGUGUCUGGCUACUUCUUCCGCGCUGAGAAGACAAAUACCUGUUCUGCCUGGCAGGUGGACGUCAAGGAGUGUCCAUAUAAAAGCUGUGAGACCUGCCAACCCGUCGCUUGCGAGUUCGGGGCGUGGUCGGCGUGGAGCGGUGCCAGUUGCACCCAGCUUUGCCAGCGCAGCGCUGUCUGA
Durusdinium trenchii is the source of this 2964-nucleotide messenger RNA. Lineage: Eukaryota; Dinophyceae; Suessiales; Symbiodiniaceae. The record is from the annotation of a GenBank genome assembly.